CCCAAGCGCAUUGAAUCGGUGCGGCUUCUCCUGUGGCUGGGAUUGGCCAGGGCCGCAGUCGCCGCCUCCUUGCGUCUGCUAUGCUACCGAGGAGCUUCGCCGGGGCAGGCCGGGCAGCUGACGCUGCAGUCCGCGGUUCGGGGGCCCGUUGGCUCUCCAGCUGGAACUGCUGCCCCAGCCUUCCCGGAGGAGGCAGUGUUCCUCACAGGCACCAUGGCCGAGUGGGGGCUGGUGACAGCCGAAGAGAGUCAGGGAUGGACCACCUGGAGAGGGGCUCUCAAGCAGGUGCGGGCACCACCAGGCAGCCCAAGAUCUCCCUUCCCAGUGGGGGCCCCUCAGAACCCCUGUACCCUCUACCACCUGAGCUCCAGCCCCCGACAAAUUGCUGUAUGAGCGGCUGCCCUAACUGUGUGUGGGUGGAAUAUGCAGAGGCACUGCUGCAGCACUACAGGGAUGGUGGGAAGCGAGCCCUGGCUGCUCUGGAGGAGCACGUAACAGAUGAGAACCUCAAGGCCUUCCUCAGGAUGGAGAUCCAGCUCCGCACACGUGGUGGUGACUGAGACAUCUUCACCCUGGACAGAGACACUAACCUGGCAGCGCCUGCUCAGGAAGCAGCAAUUAGGUGCAAUUGUUUAUUGACUUGAUUAUGUUUAUUGAUUGUUUAUUGCACCAGCAAUAGGUGCAAUUGUUUAUUAACUUUUUCUGAAAAUAAAUACAUUCACCAUGGUGGUUAAA
Molecule: messenger RNA, 735 nt
Organism: Heterocephalus glaber (naked mole-rat)
Lineage: Eukaryota; Metazoa; Chordata; Mammalia; Rodentia; Bathyergidae
Gene: Oxld1
Product: oxidoreductase like domain containing 1
Cellular component (GO): mitochondrion
Source: RefSeq, a predicted model, not a curated record